Molecule: messenger RNA, 4023 nt
Organism: Phragmites australis (common reed)
Lineage: Eukaryota; Viridiplantae; Streptophyta; Magnoliopsida; Poales; Poaceae
Product: LRR receptor-like serine/threonine-protein kinase FLS2
Exons: 2
Coding region: 2-3577 (1191 amino acids)
Biological process (GO): protein phosphorylation
Molecular function (GO): protein binding; protein kinase activity; ATP binding
Source: RefSeq, a predicted model, not a curated record
CAUGGUCGCAUGGAAAAGAGUGAAAUUGCAUAGAGAAAUGGCGUUCUUCAAGAACACCUGUGACACUUCGGUGUCACCAGUGCUUGCUGUGCUAGUGGUAGUCCUGUUCUUGGCGGCGCCGGCGGCGGCGGCUGCGUCGGAAGCGUCAGUGUCCGCGCAGCUCGAGGCAUUGCUGGCGUUCAAGAAGGGCGUCGCGGCGGACCCUCUCGGCGCGCUGUCUAACUGGACGGUGGGGGCAGGCGAUGUCGUGGGCGGCCUCCCGCGGCACUGCAACUGGACCGGUGUCGCGUGCGACGGAGCCGGCCACGUCACGUCCAUCCAGCUCCUGGAGACCCGGCUCCGGGGCACGCUUACGCCGUUCCUCGGCAACAUCUCGACGCUCCAAGUCCUCGACCUCACGUCGAACGGCUUCGCCGGCGCCAUCCCGCCGCAGAUCGGCCGCCUCGGCGAGCUCGAGCAGCUCGUCCUCUACGACAACAGCUUCACCGGCGGCAUCCCCCCAGAGCUCGGCGACUUGGGGAGCCUGCAACUACUGGACCUCAGCGACAACUGGCUCCACGGCGGCAUCCCGAGCCGCCUCUGCAACUGCUCGGCGAUGUGGGCGCUCGGCGUGAAGGCCAACAACCUAACCGGCGCAAUCCCUGACUGCAUUGGUGAUUUGUCCAAUCUCAAGAUUCUUGUGGCCCCCGUCAACAAUAUCGGCGGAGAGUUGCCGCCGUCCUUCGCGAAGCUCACGCAGCUGCAGACGUUGGACCUCAGCCACAACCAGUUCUCCGGCUCGAUCCCGCCGGAGAUCGGCAACUUCUUGAACCUCGAGAUUCUCCAGCUGUUUGAUAACUGGUUCUCCGGCGCGAUCCCGCCCGAGCUCGGUCGGUGCAAGAACCUGACCUUGCUCAACAUAUACAGCAACCGGUUCACCGGCGUGAUCCCAACCGAACUCGGGGAGCUCACAAACCUGCAGGCGCUGCGCUUGUACGACAACGCGCUCUCGUCGGAGAUCCCCCGCUCGCUCGGACGGUUAACGUCGCUGCUGGCGCUUGGACUAUCCAUGAACCAGCUCACCGGGUCGAUUCCGACGGAGCUCGGCGAGCUACGGUCGCUUCGGACAUUGACGCUCCACAACAACAGCCUAACCGGAACGGUGCCGGCGUCCCUGACGAAUCUUGUCAACCUGACAUACCUCACAUUCAGUUACAACUUCCUAUCUGGCCCGCUUCCGGAGGACAUUGGUUCACUCCGGAAUCUGCAACAACUAGUCAUUCAAGGCAACUCGCUCUCCGGCCCGAUUCCGGCGAGCAUUGCCAACUGCACGUUGCUGUCCAAUGCGAGCAUGGGGUUCAACGAGUUCUCCGGGCCCUUGCCUGCAGGACUUGACCGGCUACAGGGCCUCAUAUUCUUGUCGUUACCAAACAACAAGCUGUCCGGCGACAUACCGGAGGAACUGUUCGACUGCGGCAGCCUCCGGACGCUAACCCUGGCGGAGAACAACUUCACGGGCGGCCUGAGCGGCCGCGUCGGCCGGCUUGGCGAGCUCAAGUUGCUGCAGGUGCAGGGGAACGCUCUGUCGGGGACGAUACCGGAGGAGAUCGGCAACCUGACGAAGCUCAUCGGACUGAUGCUAGGGAGGAACCGCUUCGCCGGGCGCGUCCCGGCGAGCAUCUCCAACAUGUCGUCCCUCCAGGUGCUCGACCUGCUGCAGAACCGCCUUGGCGGCUCGCUGCCCGACGAGGUCUUCGAGCUGCGGCAGCUUACCAUCCUCACCGCCGCGUCAAACAGGUUCGUCGGCCCGAUCCCCGACGCCGUGUCCAACCUCCGAUCCCUCUCCCUCCUUGACCUGUCGAACAAUGCGCUGAACGGCACGGUCCCCGCUGAGCUGGGCGGCCUCGACCAGCUCCUCACGCUGGACCUCUCCCACAACCGCCUCACCGGCGCCAUCCCCGGCGCGGUGAUCGCGAACAUGAGAACCCUGCAGAUGUACCUCAACCUGUCGAACAACAUGUUCACGGGCCCAAUACCGCCGGAGAUUGGCGGCCUCACGAUGGUUCAGGCCAUCGACCUAUCCAACAACUGGCUGUUCGGAGGUGUCCCUGCGACGCUCGCCGGGUGCAAGAACCUCUACUCGCUCGACAUCUCCGCCAACAACCUCACCGGCUCCCUGCCUGCCGACCUCUUCCCUCAGCUCGACGUUCUCACAAGCCUGAACAUCUCCGGAAACGAGCUCGACGGGGAGAUCCCUUCCAACAUCGCCGCACUGAACCACAUACGGACGCUGGACAUAUCGAGGAACGCGUUCAGCGGGGCCAUACCGCAGGCGCUGGCGAACCUGACAAGCCUGAGGUCUCUCAACCUCUCUUCGAACAACCUCGAUGGACCCGUGCCGGGUGGCGGCGUGUUCAGGAACCUGAGCAUGUCGAGCCUGCAGGGCAAUGCCGGGCUCUGUGGGUGGAAGCUCCUCGCGCCCUGCCACCACGCCGGGAAACAGGGGUUCUCAAGGACAAGGCUCGUGAUCCUAGUCGUGCUGCUUGUGACGAUUUUAUUUCUGCUUGUGACGACUCUAUUCCUUGGCUACCGGCGGUACAAGAAGGGAAGCUCUGACGGCGCGGCCAGUUUUUCGGAGGCCAUGGUCGUGCCGGAGCUGAGGAAGUUCCCUUACAGUGAGCUGGAGGCCGCAACCAUCUCGUUCGACGAAGGUAAUGUCAUCGGGAGCAGCAACCUGAGCACGGUCUACAAGGGCCUGCUCGUCGAACCCGACGGCAAGGUGGUCGCCGUGAAGCGGCUCAACCUCGAACAGUUCCCGGCCAAGUCCGACAAGUGCUUCCUCACCGAGCUUGCGACACUGAGCCGCCUGAGGCACAAGAACCUGGCGCGUGUGGUCGGGUACGCGUGUGUGCCCGGCAAGAUCAAGGCUCUGGUCCUGGAGUACAUGGACAACGGCGACCUCAACGCCGCGAUACACGGCCGCGGGCGGGACGCGCCGCGCUGGUCGGUCCGAGAGCGGCUGCGCGUGUGCGUCUCGGUGGCGCACGGGCUGGUGUACCUGCACACCGGGUACGACUUCCCCAUAGUGCACUGCGACGUCAAGCCGUCGAACGUCCUGCUGGACGGCGACUGGGAGGCGCGCGUCAGCGACUUCGGCACGGCGAGGAUGCUGGGCAUCCAUCUGAUGGACGCCGCGGCGCAGUCGGCGACGUCGUCGGCGUUCCGAGGCACCGUGGGGUACAUGGCGCCAGAAUUCGCGUACAUGAGGACCGUCUCAACGAAGGCAGACGUGUUCAGCUUCGGCGUACUCAUGAUGGAGCUCUUCACCAAACGACGGCCGACCGGGACGAUCGAGGAGGACGGCGUGCCGCUGACGCUGCAGCAGUACGUCGACAACGCGCUCUCGAGGGGCCUCGAUGGGGUCCUCGACGUCCUGGACCCCGACAUGAAGGUCGCCACCGAGGCCGACCUGUCCACGGCGGCGGACGUGCUGAGCUUGGCCCUGUCGUGCGCCGCGUUCGAGCCGGUGGAGCGGCCUGACAUGAACGGCGUACUUUCAUCCUUGCUCAAGAUGAGCAAGGUCUGUGGAGAAGAUUAAAGGCCUACUGCAAAGUGCAAAUUGAAAUGUGAUCUGGAAAGGGAGGACUCUGCUGCUCUAGAUUGGGCUGUUCAUGUGUGCUAUUGUAAGGUUAAUUUGUUCAGCAGUAAAACUUUUUGGAGUUACUACGCAAAAGAGAAAAAAAUUGGAGGUCUAGACUCUAGGUUACUCCGUUGAUAUUUAUUUACCUUUAGAAUGGUGCAAUGAAAUCAGAGUCUUGCCCAUACUGCCUGGUGGUAUGGGCCUGAAGUGGUACCAAAAUUUCUGCUUUUGACUAUUAUAACUUUCAGUGCUGCAACAUACCUGCACCAGCAGAGCUGCAGAAGAAUGGAAGGUGGAUGAUUCGGUCAAGUUGUGGGGGAAAUUAAGGAUAUAUUAUUGAUCUCCUUGGAUGCAAACAAAAGUGUUGAUCACAUCAAACAUGAUAAUGUGAAUUCUCAGAAGUA